AUGUCACUUCUAGAUAUCGAUGCUUUGAAUAUCCGUGCCGUAUACAGUAAGAGCAUGAUCGGAGAUAUCCUCACUGAUAUGAAGAGGGUCGGGGAUCUUGCUAUUAAUAGUGAAAUGUGGAAGGAAUUGGUUGAAGAUAGUUUCAUGCGUGGUAAGAAGAAAAUAGAACCAAAGGUGAUGUUUGCAACAGUGCCACGGUGUUUGGUAUCAUCGCUCAGGUUUGUGGAAAUGAAAGGUUCGAUCUCAGGCUAUGAAGGAGAGAUGGAGCUAAUAAGAUACUUCCUGAAGAACUCAACAAUCCUGGAGAAACUAAAGCUUCAUCUUUACUAUACGACGGCAAAGGAAAAAUUUGCCUUCCUUACAGAACUCGUUGCAAUGCCAAGAUGCUGUAGCGCUUGUGAACUCAUCUGUCAAUCCUCGAGAUUAAAACCACUGCCUAAGUUUGGUUAUAUGUCCCGUCUGCAUAUCAACCUCAGGCUAUCCGGUUUAAAUCGGUUACAAAAUUUUCUCAAGAGCUUCCCAAACUUGAAAUCUCUCAUCUUGGUGAUGAUAUAUUCCACGCAUGGCAUGGUCAUUUUAAAAAGUCAUCAAAUCAAUUUUUCAUCUGUGCCAGAUUGUUUGCUAUCGUCUCUAGAGUUUGUUGAUUUCGAAGUUGCGAUUUGGGGACUUGCUGGAGAAAUGAAGCUAGCAAGGUACUUCUUAGAAAAGUCGGCAAUCCUCAAAAAAACUCACUCUCCGUUUGAAUCAUAA
Molecule: messenger RNA, 750 nt
Organism: Thlaspi arvense
Lineage: Eukaryota; Viridiplantae; Streptophyta; Magnoliopsida; Brassicales; Brassicaceae
Source: the annotation of a GenBank genome assembly